Notolabrus celidotus (New Zealand spotty) is the source of this 1140-nucleotide messenger RNA. It is a transcript of the gene ebp, whose product is annotated as EBP cholestenol delta-isomerase. The record is from RefSeq and is a predicted model, not a curated record. The transcript has 5 exons. Gene Ontology annotation, molecular function: steroid Delta-isomerase activity; cholestenol delta-isomerase activity; C-8 sterol isomerase activity. Gene Ontology annotation, cellular component: membrane; endoplasmic reticulum. NCBI's taxonomy places the organism in Eukaryota, Metazoa, Chordata, Actinopteri, Labriformes, Labridae. The coding region runs from base 163 to 864 and encodes 233 amino acids. Gene Ontology annotation, biological process: cholesterol biosynthetic process.
CACUUCCUACAUUGCAGAGUUCCGUGUUUGAGUUGAUCUGCACUGUGCGUGUGGUUAGACAGCAGACAACGAUUUGGUUUUAAAAUAUAUGCAUAGUUGUUGCUUCUGUUUAAUACACAAGUAAUACGUGGUACAAAGUACACUUUGGAGUCAUUACUGGAGAUGAUGGAUGCCACAACAUCAAAUGGAGUUCUACAUCCCUACUGGCCGCGGGACCUUUUGAUUCCCACCUAUGUCGCCAAUGACCGAUCAAUGUCAGAGAUUCUGGUGUUCCUGUUUUCUGUGUCUGGGGUGUUUCUGCUUGUGACCUGGCUCAUUUCUGGGCAGAAAGGAGCCUCUGGCAGACUGAGUACCUUGAGGCGUCUGGCAGUGUGCUGGUUUGCUGUUUGUGGUUUCAUCCAUGGCAUCAUUGAAGGCUGGUUCUCACUGUAUUAUGAGGUCAUUCCAGGAGACCAGAGCUUCCUGUCACAGCUGUGGAAAGAGUACUCCAAAGGAGACAGUCGAUAUGUAAUAGCGGAUAAUUUCACUGUGUGUAUGGAGACUGUAACUGCAUGGUUAUGGGGCCCUUUCAGCUUUUGGGCUGUGUUUGCCUUCUUAACCAACAAGCCCUACAGAUUUGUUCUGCAGCUCAUCAUUUCACUGGGUCAGUUGUAUGGAGCCGUGCUUUACUUCUUCACAGAGCACAGAGAUGGUUAUGCCCACAGUGAGUUGGGACACCCCAUCUAUUUCUGGUUCUACUUUGUGUUCAUGAAUGCGCUGUGGAUAGGCAUACCAUUUGUGCUCAUCGUGGAUUCAUGGAAACAGCUCACAGCAGCACAGACAAACUCUGACAACACAAAGUCAAACAAGUCUAAAAGGAACUGAUAACUGGACAAACAGGUGCUAAAAGAACAGAAUAAGGAUAAGCAUACUCUACAUUAUUGUUAAAAACAAUGUUCAAAGAUAAGAUGCAGUAGAAGAAAUGUUUGAUUGUUUGGAGUGGCAUGUUUUUUUUUCCUUGUUGUAUUAUGUCCCUUUCACACGUGAAUAUCAAAUAACUGCCAACAAAGAAAAUCUAUUUUAAAUUGCAGUUUUUUCCUUUUUUUUUGUUUUGUUCUGUUUUUUGCCUCUACAAAGCAAAAUAAAUCAUGUUUUUCCUAA